CUGAGUCACCCACCUAUACAUUAUUAUUAUUACUUUUUGUUUAUGGUAUCGACAUCUAUCAUAUUCCUCGAUUCUUGUCACCCAUCCUGAUUCCUUUGGGCAUCGUAUCACCUUUAGUGCAAUUUAGACCAGAAAAAUCGAAAUACACACACGCGAGUUCGUCGAGUCUGCUAUCCGAAAAGCAGCAGAUGGAUUCUUUUAUCUGCAAUGCCUAACUAAAACCGUAGUGGGAUUUUUGAUGUGCCUAGGAUGUUCAAAAGGAGUUCGACCACAAUGAAUUGCUUGGCAAUAUUGACGAUAGUUAGAUAAAAAAGGGAUUGCCUGGGACGAGUGACAGUGAAACCCGUUGAACCCGUGAAGGUGUACGGGAUUUCGUUUCAUAUAAUCGUAUGAAUUCCGGCGAUUCUUGUAUCUCUCGAACAACAAAUAUGUCGUGGAGGGGAUCACGUACACCCGUUCCCUACGUUUUUAUCGCAUAAUUCGUUCUACGGACUGCUAUUUACGCGAAAAAGUGAUCCAGGUGCGUCUAAGCGAGUUCAUCCGAUUGAAUUGAAACAGUGCGAAGUGUCGAGGAACGUUCGGUUGGCCUACAGAAGGCGGCUAGUGUCGCCCGAGGACGAGGAACGAUGUCGGGCUCCUUCUCGGUAAUUAGAACGAUUAUUUAAUCAUGUUCAAUCCAGGAGGCGAGGAACCGGAGAAAAGAAGACGAGGCAUAAUCGUGGGCAGAGUCGGAGUGGAAUCGGCGUGAGCGUCGAUUUGUAACGGUAGGCGUGUAGGUAACAUGUCCAGAUAGCGAAGGAAACGCCUAGCUGAGAUAUGCGACUCUGAGAAUCGCGAACAACCUGUUCGCGCCUGGUUCCCUCGAAACUCGGACUCUAAUUCGCGUCCCGUGACGAACCGUGCCCGUGUUUGUGUUUGUUCGCGGGUGGGUGGGUGCGUGCGCGCGUGCCCGCAUCAAGGAUAAUCGUUCCUCGGGCAAAAGGAAGUAAGGAACCGAAGGAAACGCCGGAAGGAAGUGAGAGAUAGGAGGCAAGAUGGCGGGAUCCUUAACGUGGUCGUGUACUUGUUGCCUGCGGUGCAAGUUCAGCCCCGAAGAGAUCGAGCAACGUUUCAAGAGCCAGGAGAUCGACAGGAUGCUGGAGAAGGACCGGCAGGCUCUACGGCGGCAGGUGAAGCUCUUGCUGCUCGGUGCGGGAGAGAGCGGAAAGUCGACGUUCCUCAAACAGAUGCGGAUCAUUCACGGGAUCAAAUUCGAGCCUGAAUUAAUAAAGGAAUACCAGCACGUAAUAUACCAAAAUAUAAUCAAAGGGAUGAAGGUGCUGGUGGACGCCCGCGAUAAGCUAAAUAUUCCCUGGGAAUAUCCAAAAAACUACGACAUCGGCUAUCAAUUGUUAAAACUCGAGAACACCAUGGCGUUGGAUGCUAGAUUGUUUCUCCACUACGUGCCAGCGUUGCAAAGUUUAUGGAAGGAUGCCUCGAUAAAGAAGGCGUUCGAUAGGAGAAGAGAAUUUCAAUUAAGUGAUUCGGUUCAAUAUUUCUUGGAUAAUCUCGACAGGAUCGCGAGAGUGGAGUACGUACCCACGCACCAAGAUAUCCUGCACUGUAGGAAAGCCACAAAAGGAAUUUCCGAGUUCGUGAUACAAAUCAAUAAUAUUCCCUUCCUAUUUGUCGACGUCGGUGGGCAGAGAUCACAAAGACAAAAAUGGUACCAAUGUUUCGAUUGCGUUACGUCCAUACUUUUUCUUGUUUCGUCGUCCGAGUUCGAUCAAGUGCUUUUAGAAGACAGGAGAACGAAUCGGUUGGAGGAAUCGAGGAACAUAUUCGACACGAUAGUUAACAAUAUGAUAUUCGGUGGUGUAUCGAUCAUACUGUUUCUGAACAAAACCGAUCUGCUGGACAAGAAAGUAAGAUCGCCUGACACGAACGUUCAGUGGUACUUUCCGCAAUUCACCGGGGACUCACAUUCCAUGAAGGAUGUGCAGAACUUUAUUCUGGAUAUGUUCAUCUCGGUGAAAAGGGACCCGAGGAAGCCGCUCUUCCAUCAUUUCACCACCGCGGUGGACACAGAGAACAUAAAAGUCGUGUUCAACGCUGUUAAGGACACGAUUCUGCACAGGAACUUGGAAUCGUUGAUGCUUCAAUAAUAAUGCCUAUUUAGAAUGAUUUGCAACGGUAGGCGAUUCAUCCAGAAAUUUGGAAUCAUUGUUAUUUCUACUUCCAAGAAUAAGAACCGUUACGUCGUCCGUGAACUUGGAAUCUUUGAUGUCUACAAUGAUUCUUCGAAAGAAACGUUCGAGUUCUCGUAACCAAGUGAAACGACGGUAGUUGAAGAAAAAGUAUUAAAAUAGUUAAUGAAACGAAGAAAGAACGAUUUGCGGUAAGACAAUAUAUUCUAUGUAUUAUAUAUAUAUAAUAUAUAUUGUAUUAUUAAUGUAAAUCAAGAUUACCUCCAGGUAAGAUUUAAUAGUUAAACGUUUUUCAUAUGAUAGUUUUUUAUACUAGGAGAAAAACUGCCUAAAAUGAAAUUGUACUGAAUUGAAAUUUUUUGAACGUUCUAUGAAAUUUUUUGAAUGCUCUAUACACUAUAUUAUACGCGCACAUACGUACACAUUUAAUAAUAAUAUACAGGGGGUUUCGAAUUGAGCAUCUAAGCUGCUAUACUGAUUUGUCAACUAGAUGUGUCAGUGUGAUGCUACGCUGACCGUGGGUAACUAUACUGAUGUAUCAAUUUACUUUAAUACUAAUACUUGUAAUAAUAUAUUUCAAUAUAUUAGUAUAAGUAUAAUAAUUGAGAACACGUGCAUAAGACGGUGUGAUACAUUAGAUGUUCAAUUUUCAAUUAUACCCUGUAUUCCUUUUUGAUGAAUAUUGGCUGCUAAAGGGGUUGUAAGAAGACUUAUAUACAAUUUAUUGUAAAUAUAUACAUUGUCAAUACUAAUAGUUUUACAUAUAUAUUAUAUAUAUAUUUGUAUAAAAGAAGAAUCAGUUUUUGCUAAUAGCAUAAGCAGCUAAGAAUUUUUCUAUAUUUUGUACAGAUAUUUAAUCCAGUGCUUCUCUUUUAUAUUAAAGAAAGGAAAAUACUGAUCGAGAUAUAAAGAUAACUUAUUUUCUAAUUAAGAACGAUUAUUAAUUUCGUUAAGAUCGAAAUGUUAAGUUAAAGAAAAACCAAAUACUAAUGCCAUACGAACCAAAUGAAACUCUUUAAUUAACCAGCUUGUGUUCAAAUUUCACGCUUUAUCUCGAUUC
Messenger RNA from Ceratina calcarata, 3246 nucleotides. RefSeq names its product Guanine nucleotide-binding protein subunit alpha cta (gene cta). NCBI's taxonomy places the organism in Eukaryota, Metazoa, Arthropoda, Insecta, Hymenoptera, Apidae. Gene Ontology annotation, biological process: Rho protein signal transduction; adenylate cyclase-modulating G protein-coupled receptor signaling pathway. Gene Ontology annotation, molecular function: guanyl nucleotide binding; G-protein beta/gamma-subunit complex binding; D5 dopamine receptor binding. The transcript has 5 exons. The coding region runs from base 1035 to 2144 and encodes 369 amino acids. The record is from RefSeq and is a predicted model, not a curated record. Gene Ontology annotation, cellular component: heterotrimeric G-protein complex; cytoplasm; brush border membrane.